This is a messenger RNA of Hemibagrus wyckioides, 918 nucleotides long. RefSeq lists its product as uncharacterized. The transcript is spliced from 4 exons. Lineage: Eukaryota; Metazoa; Chordata; Actinopteri; Siluriformes; Bagridae. The coding region runs from base 1 to 918 and encodes 305 amino acids. Gene Ontology annotation, molecular function: nucleic acid binding; zinc ion binding. The record is from RefSeq and is a predicted model, not a curated record.
AUGGCGGAUCCGACCGCGAGGUUGUGUGAGAGUUUGACUCGCCGGCACGGUGUCCGUGUUGUGUGUCCGGCACGGUGUCCGUGUUGUGUGUCCGAUGAAGCUAUCUGUAAAGAACUGUCUCGGUACGGGCGAAUCGUCUCCCCCAUUAAGAGAAUCCCUCUUGGCUAUAUUAAGUGUUUUAAAUGUGGAAAAACUGGUCAUCUUGUUCGGGCCUGCCCCGAGAGGCAGAGUGACCCCGGUGUUUCUGAGCGACCGGGGCAGGACGCAGCUCAGUCGGCUGGGGUCGUUCCCCCUGCGGCUACAGUUCGGCCGGCUGCUGAGGGCCCCGGAGCUGCUGCUGCACCAGACCUGAAAGAGAGUGAGCCCCAAGCCCAGCCUGCAACCCAGAAGCCCACUGGAGCUGCAACAGCCCCGGAAAAGCCAUGCACGGCCGAACCGGCCGCGGAAGAGCCAUGCUCGGCUCAACCGGACCGGGAGAAGCCGUGCUCCACUGAGAAGAGCUCAGUGGGUUCUGGUGCAGUGCUGGAGCUGCCUGCGCUGGCAGAGGCAGGCACGGAGGUGCAGAGCGAACGCCCGGAAACACCGGACACUACACCAGUGCAGGGGGACGGGGAAGACGUGGACAUGGUGGAUGAGCCCGUUUUUAAAGUGCCGAAUAAAAGGAAAAAGCAAGGUAAGGGACGGGGAAAAAAGCAGGCAAAAAAGGACACAAAGAUGGGGGAACGAGAAUCAGACAGUGAUGACUGCAUGUCAGACUCUGUUUUAAUGUUCGAUUCUCAGGAGGAACAGGUUAAUAUUGUGUACAGCGCUGGUGAUAAAGAGUUUUUAAGGAACACCAAAUGGCAGAAAAAUGUAGCAUUGGAAGAGUUUUUCCCAGACCCAGAAAGGAAACGUAACUUUGCAGCAGAACUAAACUAA